AUGGAUCAGCCAACGAACACGCAGACACCGCAUCAACACGAGCCCAUCAGCUUCGGGAUUGAUCAGAUUUUAAAUAGUUCUGAUCAGGAGACCCCUUCCCAGCCCGCCCCCCGAGGAUCAGACGGCGGCACCAAUUACCUGGGCAGCCCCGUGAGCAGCAGAAGCGGCGGCCCGUACCCUUCCCUCCCCGGCGCCUUUGCUGGCAUCGGGGCUCCCUUCGAAGACUCUGGAUCUUACAGUGUGAAUCUCAGCUUGGCUCCAUCUGGCGUGAUCCGGGUGCCAGCGCACAGACCCAUCCCUGGGGCAGUGCCACCUCCAAUUUCCAGUGCCAUUCCAGCCAUGCCAGCUGUACCCAGCCUUGGCAGCCUCAACUUCCCUUGGAUGGAGAGCAGCAGGCGGUUCGUCAAAGACAGAUUCACAGCAGCGGCGGCGCUCACGCCUUUCACGGUGACGCGGAGGAUCGGGCACCCCUACCAGAACCGCACUCCGCCCAAGCGCAAGAAGCCGCGCACCUCCUUCUCUCGGGUGCAGAUCUGCGAGCUGGAAAAACGGUUCCACCGGCAAAAGUACCUGGCCUCGGCCGAGAGGGCGGCGCUCGCCAAGUCGCUCAAGAUGACCGACGCCCAAGUCAAGACCUGGUUUCAGAACCGCAGGACCAAGUGGCGGGGCCCGGAGGCCUGGCUGCCCGUGGAGAAGCUGGGAGGCUGGGGGUCAACAGGCCUGUGGAAAGCGGGGAAAGAAUGUGGGUGGCUCCCUGCCCCCGAGUAUCUUUCUUACUUGAUCCGGCUCCCUCGGUUCUUCUCCGCGCCCUCCAGAGAGAAAGGAUCGGGGGUGCAGAACCUGCGCGAACGUGAAACCCGUGUCGAGAGGAGAGACCUUCCUUGUCGUCGUUUUUUCUAA
Molecule: messenger RNA, 900 nt
Organism: Pseudonaja textilis
Lineage: Eukaryota; Metazoa; Chordata; Lepidosauria; Squamata; Elapidae
Source: RefSeq, a predicted model, not a curated record